Molecule: messenger RNA, 6040 nt
Organism: Vanessa tameamea
Lineage: Eukaryota; Metazoa; Arthropoda; Insecta; Lepidoptera; Nymphalidae
Product: R3H and coiled-coil domain-containing protein 1
Exons: 9
Coding region: 430-1941 (503 amino acids)
Molecular function (GO): RNA 7-methylguanosine cap binding; mRNA binding
Source: RefSeq, a predicted model, not a curated record
UUUCAUUAUAUAGUGUUUGACUGUUUGUUCAUAUGUCAAACACAAGCGUGAUGAAAAACUGAAAAUGGACGACCGAUAGUUUUUCUUUUGGCACGUGAACUAAAUAAUUACUUUUCGUUUAUUUAGAACGAACGGUUCACCGUCAAACUGGGGACCAAAACGGUGGAAAGGUUCCUAAACCUAGCGGACGAGAAUUUCGUCGAAGAUGUCAACGAAGACUUGAAAUGUUUUCUAGCCGAAAAAAAAGUUGACAGUGUGCUGGUGUUUCCGCCGGUGAGCAACUACCGUCGCUUCCUGAUCCACCGCUGCGUGGAGCAGUUGUCGCGGUCGGACCUCACCACCUUCUCCAUCGGCGUCAGCGACAAGCGGCGCACUGUUGUUUGCUACCGGGAGAAAUUAUUAAGUGAUGAGGCGUGCGCCCGGCCAGCCAUGGGCCUGACGCACGCCGCGCCCGACGCGCGCCCCGCGCCCGCCGCGCCCGCCGCGCCCGCCGCCCACGACGCGGCGGGGGUCUGCAGGGCGGCGCGCGCGCAGCCUCAAGAAAAGAUCAGAUCCGGAUCAACGAAACCGCGACGACCAGACCGGGCCGUGUACGUUCCGAGGGCCCUGCGUGCCAACGAAAGCGCGGAGGAGAAUCGAACCGAAAGCAAGAAGGCAACUCCCGAAGGGAAGUGUCCGAAAUCACCGGCGUCCAAAGAUAAAUCUGCUCACGGCACACCAAAAAAAUCUCUAGGCAAACAGUUCUGCAACGUAUACACUCCACCGCACCUGAGGAACCAGACGGCAGCGGGCCCCGGAGCAGGCAGUCCGCCGGCCGAGGAUAAGCAGGAGCCUGCAGUGCCAAACAGUGAUAGUGCAAUAUCGUUUAGUGAUAAUAGUUAUAACGAAGUAGACGAGGCAGAGAAUUUCUACAUAGGUGAUUAUUUCGCGAACGGACAGUUAGGAUUUUAUAGGCCGAGCUACUACGAUUACGAGGGUAACAAUUACGAAGACGGCUGGAAAUCAAAUGAGUCUAACGAACUGAAUAUGGCCGCUCCAGAAACUCACAGCAAUAUUAUUGAUAAUGAUUAUUUAUAUAAGAAAGACGAGGACGUCGAGGCGAACGAGCUGAAGCGCGCCUCGCAGGAAAUAAAUAGAAGCAGUAAGAGAAUUAUUAAGCAGAGCUUCGACUCUGAUGUGCUAGUUAUAUCGGACCCGAUCGAGGAGGCGCCCAGUCCGAAAGAUGUCAGCGAGAACGAGUCCCCGGCCGUCGAGGAGAAGGAAGAGACUAUAAAAAAGCCGAAACCAAAACUGGAGGCCAAAGUUUCCUUGAAACGAGAAGAGAACGACUGGGAUGCAGUUUUCGACGACAGCGGCGAAUGCCUAGACCCCUCCUUACUGGAGGAGUUAACGGCGACAGUCGGCAAGGUGCACAUUAGCAAAGCGAAGAAUAAUUCGAGGGGUCAGGCUUUGUUCAACGGCCCCUACGACGAGACCUUCGGCCACGUGGUCGAGGUGUACGACUUCCCCAGCGAGUUCAAGACGAAUGAUAUAUUUUCGUUGUUCAGUGAAUACAAGGACACUGGUUUCGAGAUUAAGUGGGUGGACGAUACGCACGCACUGAUCGUGUUCAGCAGCGCCAAAAUAGCUGCGGAGGUGCUGUCGAUGCAGAGGCCGCUGGCAAAGUGUCGACCGCUGCACGCCGCCACGCUCGAGUCACGGAACAAGGCGAAGAAAUGCGCCGAGUUCCUGCAACCGUAUAGGCAGCGGCCGGAGACGUGCACGGCGCUGGCGCGGCGCCUCGUGUCGGGCGCGCUGGGCGUGCGCCUCAGCACGGCGCGGCAGGAGCGCGCCGAGGAGCGCCGCCUCAUCACGCUGGCGCGCGAGAAGAAGCGGCUGUCGGCGCUGCACAAGCAGGAGGCGUGGGACGGGUCGCUCGCCAACAGCGCGCUCGACGCGUAGCCCCCCCCCCCCCUACACACACACAAAGCUACGGCAUUGUGCAGAUGGAUGCCGAGUCGGCGCGCCGGAGCGUCGACAUCUCGUUUACUAAAUAAUAAUUAAAAAUAAGAAACUCUCAAAUACAUGUAUAUUAUACGUAAAGUUAAAUAAUUUCUAAUGAUAGAUAAUUUUCAAAGAACGAAUAAACUAGUUAAAUCGAGUGAGUGACGGGGCCGCCCCGCCCGCACGGGCCGUCCCGCUCUACGUCGCGGCCCCGCCCGACGUCUCGCUCUGUAUCAACGUUCAAGUUGGACUGAUCCGAAGUGAACGCUGGUCAAAGUCAAAUUGACCGAUUGAGAUUAAAAUAAUUGGUAAUUCAACGGUGGCAGCUGGUGACGUGACAAUCCACCAACGAGCGCUCACUUGGCUCAACAUUUCUGAAACUGGCAGGUAUUUUAUUGAAUGCCUCCACACACGGGGGACGUGCUGUCCGUCGCCGACACCAAUCACGAUCAAUAUUUAAUGAAUCACUGUGCAGUACAUUUACUAGUCGUGUUUAACUUGUGACCUCCUUCCGAAGUCAUCGCAGGGCGGGCGGCGCGCGUGUUCCCCUUACCCGUAUACGUAUACACCUAUACAUAUAUGCGUGUCGUUAUAUCUCGUGCCGCGUCCGCGCGCCGGCUGUGGCGCCGCCUGCACCAGCUUACAUGUAUAUUACUGACGCAUUCAAUUUGAGAAUGAUUAUGUAUUGUAAAUUGUGAUGUUUUUAUUCGUAGCGCCAUCUAGCGGCGGCUUGGAGGCUCAAACUAUGUUGUAUUCACUUCCCCUCGGCGCGAACGUACCGCCGAGGAAACGAAAUGUUUUAAAAUUAUACGAAAUCGUUAUAUAAUGUUUACUUGUCAUACGGACAGAGAAAAGACGAUCUCAAUGGUUCUCCUCGGUCUUUUGGCCACCUCGAGUGAUUUGGGAUUAACUAUGUUCGGUAUUGACCUGAAUGUGAUUAUUAAAAAAGAUGACGCUGUGAACAAGAUGUAUGGAAUUCUCUGUAGCGGUUGUUUUUAAAAUUUAGUCAAAGUAUAUGUUACGCGUUUCACGUACUCGUUGAGGUCAGUCCAAUAAAAUAUAUUGAGAUUUUUUUUUCAUAAAAUUGUCAUUAGCGAACUGGAGGUGGGAAGUCUUCCACGCCACUCUUCCGCACCCGAACCGUCCCCCCACACACACAACCGUGCACAGACUCGGUGCGAGUGAUAUCUUCGCCGAGAGGCGUAGUUCAAUUUUCAUCACUUUUAGUUUGUAUCGUCUAAAAACAAGCUUGAUCUCUAAAAAAUAUUAUUUUAUAUAUUGUGUUGUUUUAAUUUACUUUAUUAUAUAUAUAACUACCGAUAAGCAUAUUUCGUACAUAAGUUCUUCGCUGAGACAACGCAAUUAUAUUUAAAACCUGUUUGUUGUCACUAAUGCUAGAAUAAUUUUCACUCAUCGAAGCUACGCUACGUGAGUGACUCCACUCGGGGCCGGACGGGGACGGAGCCGAGUGGAGUCAGAGUGAGAGGGAGCGGAAUAUAAACUGCUUCUGUGUGUUUCGUUGUCUGAUCAAACGAGGAAAUGUUUUAAUAACAAACGUUUGUUAAUUUUACAAAGAAGCGUUUGGUUAAUAAUAACUAAAAAAUUAUUUGUACGAAGUUUUCUUUUGCUUUGUUUUGUAAUUGUUUUGUAAUCGUUUUGUAAUCGUUUCACUUGCACGUGAACGUUUAACUGGACGUCGCACUGGCAUACUUCAUCUUUAGGCUAGAUUAAAUAUUAAUCAGGAAACACUAAAACUGUAAUGUCGUCCUAGCAAACUAUCUCGCCGUAAGAAACUUUGUAAUAUGUUUUACUCGUAAAGUAUAUAAAUAAUAUGUUAUAUUAGUAUUUUAAUACCAAAUAUUAGCGAAUCAUAAUAAUAGAGUGUUAGGGCGGCGCUCGUAUUGAGAUCGAAUUCAAGUGGAAUAUCUUGUGUAUAUAUAAUUGACAGAAUUAAAAUCUUUCACAGCAUCGUUUGAAACAUCGGCGGCACCAGCGAGCGCGAGUCCCAAACGACAGUAGGUAUCCGCUGCCGGUUCGAACGUGUAUUUUUCAUUGCAAACUUUUCCGUAAGCAGAAAUAUUCAAUAUAGGCGACGGUCUAUUCCCUCCCGACGGCGCGCCCCAAUAGAUAAAUAACAAAUAUGAUUUAAGUAGAACUGUUUUGCUGUCUGGGGGGUCACGGGGGGGGGGGGGGGGGUCGUCGACAGCGUCUGUUUAUCAUAAACACGUUGGCCUAUUCCGUGGGGGUUGUCUCGUAUCAUACAAAUGUCACUCAGUCGUGAAAUAUCAAAACGUGAUUUUGCCAUCGAAAGUGACGUCGCGUGUAGUCGUUCGAUUGCGUCUUUGUUUCAUAACGUUAUGAAAAUCGAUCAUAUAUGCUGAUGAUAUAUGCUACAUUGUUGAGUGUUUUUGAAAAUUUUUGAUGUUUGUUUUUCUCCGUGUGGCUCGCGUUUUUUGCGGUGGAUUUAAACGGAUACUCGAAGUAUCACAUUUAAUAAAAAGUUUUUUACUCGUAGAUUAUUUUUCUUGACUAAUGAACGUGAAGAAGAUUCGAAAAUUAAAACAUAUUUGUGAUUUCUUUUCUGUCUUAAUAAUCGAUAAUAUUCCAUUGUUCCUUAAUUGAUAUCGUGUUUUUAUACAUUGUUUUGGAAUUCUCAAAGACGAUCUUGUAACAUUAAACUGUAUUAAUAAUAAUACGAUAAAUUUAAUCAAUAAUUAAGCAUUUAUCGAAUAUCUCUAUUAGUGUUUGUACGUGCUUAGUUUCUCCCUCCGACGUCGGUCAAUUUGUUUCGAUAAGAUAUUUUUUAAAACUUCGAUUCAAAUUUAAUUCAAACAAGACGUAGUAUUGAACUAUCGAUGGUCGUUGCAAUUUUAAAUAAUAAUAAUAUUCUUAUCGUCUUUAGAAGUUAAGCUAUAAUAAAGAAAAAAAAAUGUCUAUGAUAUCUCAUCUCGAUCCGAUACAGGAGUCGGUCUGUUUGUGACUGGUUCUCUGCCUUUAAAGUCGGGUUUUAAUAAUUUGUCGCGAAACAAUCACGACAUUGUGAAAACUUCUAUAAUUCAAGAGAUCAAUGAUAAACGUUGUCUGACUAGCUGAAGUUAUCGUUAAGCAAAAAUAAAAUUAUACUUUUCUUUAAAAAAAUUAGUCGAUUUUGCUUUUAAUGCACUAAAUUCUUUUGGACCUCGAGUCGGCUCCGAGAAGCACCCGCAGCACCCGCAGCACCGGUGGGAGCUCUCGAAUCGAGCGACGGGUCUGUUAGUGAUGUAGCGAUUCUAUCGAUAUUUUACGAAUACAAUUAUACACACAUGUUGUAAGACUCGGUAAAUAUCACAUCGAAUCGAUUUUAACACGUAUUUGCAACUUAUUAAAGCAUUUACACCAUCGUUUAAUAGUGUAUUAAUGUUAAAUUAAUGUUAGUUUGACCGUCCAUAAUUAUUUUGAUUGCAAAUGAUUUAUUUUUAAAUUAUAACGUAUUUUUGAUUUGUCAGUAUAUUAUGCAAUAGAAACGAUAUUUUUGCAGAUAAUUUAACAAGUGAUGACGUCCGAUUUGUAUCCCCACUCCAAUAAACAGAUAUUCGGUAGAUAAAUAAAACGAUCACAAAAAAGUCAUAUUUUAUAAGCUAUGUAAAAUCCAAAGUCAUAGAAUAGUCGAAAAAAAAUCUAUCACGUGAACGGGACCUUAUUUGUAAUUAAAGUUUUGACUUUUAUAUUAAUGUGUACUUUGUUUUUUGAAACCAGCUUUUUAGAUCUAUCCGCGUCCAUUAGUUUAGUUAAAAAAAAAUGUUGUCAACGUGACACGUGAACUGUAUACGGGCUGUAUCUUAGCCUCUUUAAUAUCACCCGGAAAAAAAAAAACAAAAAAUGCAAUUUUAUUUAUUGACUUGCGCGGAUAGGUCUUUAAAGUGUUGCCAAUUUUGGUUCGAUUUAAUUUAACAAACGCUGGCAAUAUUGUUGUGAACUUGUGCGUCUGUGUCUGUAAGAUUCUGUUGAGAACAUUAUAUAUUUAUAAAUAUUUUUGUACUCAUUGAAUUUUUAAUUAUGAAAUAAAUAGUCAAAUACA